UGUUAAUUCCGCCUACCUUCUGCUCUGCUCUGCUUCCUGCCGUCACAUUGGUUGCUCUCUGGUAUCAUUUCACAUAAAACUGUAACAAUAUCUCAGCGACAUGCAGAGAAGGACUUUCUGGCUCGUCCUGCUGGUGGGAUUUUAUACCAUGGAUAGUGAGACUCAAGUAAACUGUAAUCACACUGAUUGUUGGGGUUACUGCGCCAACUUUACACAUCGAUCAGUUGCGAAAACUGAAUGCUGCAUGAGAAGGUACAGCCAAGGGAUAACGAACUGGAACAUUUUCAAGGCAACUCAAACACUCGAAAGUAUUCUGGAGGAAACGGAGGUGAACCAGAUCACAAAUAUUUCUGUUCCGUAUUUAGUGGCCCUCUUACAGAAGCCGCCUAACGACUCCAGGAGUAUUGAGAUAUACGCCAACAGCACUCAGGCGACAUCAGACGUAGACGUGUCCAACAGAGCGGUGAGAGUUCAGCUGCCGGCAGAGCUGCAUGCUGGACUGAACAGUAACAUUGUGUUCUGCAUGAUCCAGAUGCCAGACAAUAUUUCCCUGCCAGGCUUGCCGAACCUGUCCGACAACAGGCUCGUCGGAGUCAGCGUCGGCAGGACUGUCGCCGGACUCAAGCCACGCGUCAACAUCACUAUGAGCAUUGCAUCAAGCAUAAACGAAAGCCUGAAACCCCAGUGUGUGUUCUUAAACAUGACAUCUGGUGAUGUUAGCACACGGGGCUGUGAAGUGGUGGAAUAUAACCAGACGUACGUCACCUGUUCCUGUGACCAUCUCACAUACUUUGGCGUGCUCCUGGUGUCUGCAGACCUCUCACAAAAAGACGCUGAGAUCUUGUUCUACAUCACCUACAUCGGCUGUGGUAUCUCUCUGUUUGCUCUGGUCGUCACUGUUGUUCUCUUCAUCACAAAAAGGAAACUCAGAGCAGACGAUUCCAAGAAGAUCCACAUCAGCCUGGCAGUCGCUCUGAUCCUCCUCAACGUUCACUUCCUCUCCAGCCAGGCGGCGGCAGCGUCGUCCUCCACUGAGCUUUGUCUCUAUGUGGCUCUUCUUCUUCACUACUCCCUGCUGGCCUCUUUCACCUGGAUGGCCUUGGAGGGCUUCCACCUCUACCUCCUCCUGGUCAAAGUCUUCAACGUCUAUGUGAGGCGAUACCUGCUGAAACUCAGCGUGGUGGGAUGGGGUCUUCCAGCGGUCAUUGUGUCAGUGGUGGCGAUCAUAAACAAAGACAUAUAUGGUCGUACAUCUGUGGACUCGUCCAAUAGGACUGAAAUCUGCUAUAUAACCGAUGACAAUGUGAAGAUGGUGACCACGGUGGGAGUGUUUGUCUUGGUGUUCAUCUUUAAUGUGAUCAUGCUUGGAGUGGUAAUCAAAUGGUUCAUGGGGGUGUACAUUCGCAAACAGCGCAGUCAGAGUGAACGAAAUGCAACCAAGAAUAAAAUUUGCACGUUGCUGGUUCUCAUGGUUCUGCUUGGCCUGACCUGGGGUCUGAUCUUCUUCUCACUGGGCCAAGUGAACACUCCUGUCCUCUACAUCUUCUGCAUUGUGAACUGUCUUCAAGGUUUCUUCAUCUUCUUUUACUUUGUGUUGACUCUGAAAAACACCAAAGACUCAGCUACCAUGCCAAGCACUGACAUACAGAGUCACUGCCCCAAAACCUGAACCCAGAGGAGGAAUUUAUGUUUGGGGGAUUUUCACCCUAAUGCUACUUCAGAUCUUGUUCUUAAAGCGACACUGUCAUGUAAAAUUGACUUGUUUUUUUUUUUUUUUUUUAGCUUUAGAUCAUGUUAUAAUGUUAUUUUUUCAUCAAAAACGUACAUAGAGUGUUUCUUUCAUGCAUGUUUGAGAAAUAAUUUAAUCUCCAUGGCAACCAUUCAGCUGUGCAAAACACUUGGAGGGACCUAUCCUCAGAGCUGCAGUUUCCAAGCUUCCGCCUCAAAGAGCAUCCCUCCUCUGCAACUCCUCCAUCAGCUCCUUCAGACUAGCCAGCAGCAAUUAGCCAACACCUGGUGGAUCUGCACAUCUGCUGAGAUCAUUAUAAUAACCCUGGUAAAAACGUUGUUAAACGGUUAAUAGAGGACCAAGUGUUGUAAUGACUUCUUGAAGAUAGAAUGUUGGAAAGAGCAGGACUUUGUUAAAGAGACAGGAGCCCAAUUUCAAGGUGUCAAAUUACAAAGUCAAAUUUCUUUGAAGUCAUAUUAGACAUGUACAGCAUUUUCAUAACAACUGAAGGUAACAUACUUAUUUAAUUUUGCUAUAAAAUGGUUAAAUGGCUAGAAAACACAAAAUACUGCCCCUUUAAUGUAACAUAUUGCACAAUAGAAAGCAAUCCUUCUCCUAACGGAUAUUACAUUUUCUUUUUAGGCUUGUGGUAAGUCCUGCCAUGGAUUUCUCCCUUUGAAAAGAGAAACCUAUUAUUUCCAAAGGAAAACUUCAUAUGCCAUUCCACCCAGUACAGGUUGUAGUGUUUAUCUCAUGCAAAUCCCACAUAAACACUCUUCAUUGUAACAGAAUAACAGACCAAGUGAAAAGCUGGAAGUUUUAUGAUCAAUAUGAGGAACAAACAUCUACAGUAUUGCAAUACAGGUGUUAUAAUGUAAUGUAAUAUGUUAAAUAUUUGUUGUAAAACUGCAUCAAAAAAGAUGAUUGUGUGGUAAAGAAAUAUUUCUUUUUGGAAAAGGCAACGAGUUUAAAGUUUUACAUAAAAGCCUGUCUAUAGCUCAUUUCAUACUUGCAUACUGUAGACAAAUAUCCCAUUAGUUAUUCUUUUUUUAUGGUGGCAUAGAAUUAUUAGUAUUUUAGGUUUUUGUAUAUAUCUGAUGUAGUUGUAGUCUUUACAAGAUUUAUACAUUAUCUCUUAAUAGGCUGUUACAUUUUAGACUUUAGUGGUAGAAAACUGCUUUAAGCAUAAAGACGUAACACAGACCACAGGUGUGUAAAAAUAUUGUUUACACUUUUAAAUAAAGUAUUACUAGUUCUGCA
Xiphophorus hellerii (green swordtail) is the source of this 2989-nucleotide messenger RNA. Its product is annotated as adhesion G-protein coupled receptor G2-like. Gene Ontology annotation, cellular component: plasma membrane. Gene Ontology annotation, biological process: cell surface receptor signaling pathway; adenylate cyclase-activating G protein-coupled receptor signaling pathway. Gene Ontology annotation, molecular function: G protein-coupled receptor activity. The record is from RefSeq and is a predicted model, not a curated record. NCBI's taxonomy places the organism in Eukaryota, Metazoa, Chordata, Actinopteri, Cyprinodontiformes, Poeciliidae. The transcript has 14 exons. The coding region runs from base 101 to 1669 and encodes 522 amino acids.